Messenger RNA from Pygocentrus nattereri (red-bellied piranha), 2743 nucleotides. RefSeq names its product solute carrier family 25 member 32b (gene slc25a32b). Gene Ontology annotation, cellular component: mitochondrion. The coding region runs from base 267 to 1214 and encodes 315 amino acids. The record is from RefSeq and is a predicted model, not a curated record. Lineage: Eukaryota; Metazoa; Chordata; Actinopteri; Characiformes; Serrasalmidae. Gene Ontology annotation, biological process: nucleotide transport; folate import into mitochondrion. The transcript has 7 exons. Gene Ontology annotation, molecular function: FAD transmembrane transporter activity; folic acid transmembrane transporter activity.
GUUGCCUUACUAGGGACAUCACGUUUUGCGUUUUGUUGCCCCCAGCAGUCAAAAACGGGUCUGACAGUGACGGGAAGGUCAUGAUGUCGCUACAACGCGCUUGUGCUGAAAUGGGGGUUUGCCUAUGAAGUGUUUAUGGGGUGAGUAAGUAGGUGAAACUGGAACUUAUAGGCUCCACCGGCUUCUAUAAGCAGGUGUAGUUAGCAGGCGAGCUAACCAGCGCUAAAAGCCAAGGCGCUUCACCUUCAGCACCUUCAGCCCAAAGCAUGAGCUCCACGUCCAGCUCCACACCCGAGGCGGCCGUGUCAGUAACGGGGAACCUUCAGCGGCUCUUCAGCCAUGUGAGGGUGGAAAACCUGGCCGCAGGGCUCAGUGGAGGUGUGGUGUCCACCAUGGUGCUGCACCCUUUGGACCUGGUCAAAAUAAGGUUUGCAGUGAGCGAUGGUCUGGAACUGAGGCCCAAGUAUCAUGGAAUCUGGCACUGCAUGAGGAGCAUCUGGCAGCAGGAAGGUCUUCGAGGGCUGUACCAAGGUGUAACUCCCAAUGUGUGGGGUGCUGGAGCUUCAUGGGGCCUCUACUUUUUCUUUUAUAACGCCAUUAAGGCUUACGCCAAGGAGGACCGUCAGACAGAACUGAGCGCCACGGAGCACCUGGUGUCGGCAGCAGAAGCAGGGGCGAUGACUCUCUGCCUUACAAACCCCAUCUGGGUGACCAAGACACGUCUGGUUCUGCAGUACAGUGCCGAUCCGAGCAGGAAGCAGUACAGCGGCAUGGUGGAUGCCCUGGUGAAGAUAUAUCGCCAGGAAGGAAUACCGGGACUGUACCGGGGGUUCGUUCCCGGCUUGUUCGGGACCUCUCACGGAGCUCUGCAGUUCAUGGCGUACGAGGAGCUGAAGAGGGACUACAAUAAAUACAGAAAGAUGCCUUCAGAUGCUAAACUGAACCCAUUAGAAUACAUUACCAUGGCAGCGUUGUCCAAAGUCUUCGCCGUGGCCACUACUUACCCGUACCAGGUGAUCCGAGCUCGUCUGCAGGAUCAGCACAAUAGUUACGGUGGGGUGGUGGAUGUCAUCAGGAGAACGUGGAGAAACGAGGGUCCCCUGGGCUUCUACAAAGGCAUGGUGCCCAAUCUGAUCCGAGUGACUCCUGCAUGCUGCAUCACGUUUGUGGUUUACGAGAACGUGUCCAGUUUUCUCCUGGGCCAACACAAAUGAGCUGGAGAUCGAGGGGCGACCGCACCAAGCUAACCUAGAGCGAGCGCAUUUGCCUUGGGGGAGACAACAUGGAGCACGACACCCUGGGGCCAGGCCUGGAGGGCACAGAUGUGGGUAGGAAGGGAGGCUCAAGGUUCCUUUCAAAGAGCCUCUGUCUAGUAGAUAUGGACAUGAUGUGGCUUCCUGUUGUGGACUGUGGAACUGAAAGAAGCCAAGUGCAGGGAACUUGCUGUUAGCUGAAUGAGGGCGUACUGGAAAGCUGACGUAGGGCUCUAUGUCUGACGGUACGUGUGAACAUGCAUCAUACAUGAGCCAAACAGAACUGGGGGCCAUGGCUGCAUGCAUGUAUAAUAAUAAACCUUUUAUUAAAAAGGUUGUUUUUCAACAGUGCCAAAGCGGAAACCUGCUUAAUGUCCCAGUAAAAGACUCUUAGUUUUAUUCAAAGAGGAAUUCUAUCAUUUUUUUAAAUUCAUGUUUAACACAGUGACAUGUAAACAGGCAUUCAGAGUGGUUUGAUGUGAAAUGCUUCAUUGUAGAGAAGCUUACCAACUAUCCAUCCAUCCAUCCAUCCAUAGGCAGCCAAAAUUCCUAAAUUCUGUGGCUGCUUUAUCUUUGAAAACAAAGCUCAGUGCCUGAUUUCCCAAGAACAUGACAGCGUUGAGAUCAUCCUUAGUGGUAGAGAAAGGGUUCCGUGUGAUGCUCGCUCUACCAUUUGAGAAUCAUCUAUGUGCUGAGAUGCUUUUGGGAAACCCAGACCGUUAAACGCUGAUGCCCACCAAUAAAGUUCUUGGAUGAGGGGCAAAGAAACUGGAUCAGGAGGUCCCUAAUAUUCAGUGAAGUGACCAAAUAUACAGCUCAGAUUAUUAGUCCACUACCUUUGUGUUUCUCAGAUGCUCUAAUCCUGAGCUACUAGUUUUAGUAUGUAGUCUUGCUCAGUGGCAUUGCAUAGUGUAUUUGCCUGGGUGGGGAAUCGAACCUCUCGCUGUAGAGAAGCUGAUUUUCUUUACAGUGGUGGUCAUAGGAAUGUUGCAUGUUUAUAGGAUGUCUGAUCUUACAGGAGUUGUCAUGUUGACAAUAAAAAAAGUGAUAUUUUUUCAGAUAUAAUUUUUGUUUGGGAACUACUUUUCUUUACAACAUCCUACAUGUACCUCCUAACCAUGAAUGUAUUUAAAAAGUACUUUUUAGGCCAAAUCUUUAUCUUAAAACCACGUCGCAGGCAAUAUGCAGUGUGUUUAUGACCAGUUUAUGUAAUAAACUUCUGUGAGGGAGCUUUUAACACAACCAGGGUGAACGAUUCUGACUGUGGGUUUCUCUACAACACUGCAUUUCCCAUUAAACCACUCCGAUCGACUUUGUUUACGCCUUAACUUCUCAAAGUUGCUGGAAUUCUCCUGUAAGUCUUCUGGCUGAGAUUAGCAAGCGGAUAGGUGAUAUUUAAGAUGUUUGUGUGAGCCAUAACUUUGCACUGAACAAGUUCCCAUAGUUGUUUGAAUAUAAGGGAAGGCAAUGUAAUAAAUCUCUACAGACAG